AUGUGUUCAAGCUGGGAAAGUGAUGCCACUGCAUACCCUCUAGCCAUAUCACAUGACUGGGUCCUGUCCCAAAUGGCACACUUCAUGUGCAUUCGUGGUCUUGGGAACCACAAUGGCCACCGCAUACACGUUGUCUGUUUAGUCCACGAGAAUGUAGGCUCUCCAAAGCCCAGUCCAUCAUUCCAAGCCCUGCAGAUGACAGCUCCUGUACCUCCUAUUAACUACCGCCAGGGGGAUCCAAUAUUCACUAAGGAUGACCAAUACUUCACCAUCCCACAGUUGUCUUGUGAGCAGAACGCUGGACUGGGCCAGUGUGCGGAAAAUGCUCCAGUGGCGUUUUUGGAAAACUUUGAGUCUCAGUGCGUGAGGAGGCUGCAGUCCUGUCCACCACCUUCUGAUGACCUGAGAGUGGAUAUUAAAGAUGGAUGGGGAGGUAUCGUCGCAGUCAGUGUUGUGGAUGAAAUGGCGGAUGACCUCAGAUUAUUUCUGGCUAAUUCUCGUGAGCCUAUAUCUGCCAAGGUAGUACACAUGAUUGAAUGUCAGAUACACAAAGCAAGAGAUGCUCUGUUGCGAUCUCAAGAGCAGUAA
Messenger RNA from Sinocyclocheilus grahami, 588 nucleotides. RefSeq names its product tectonic-2-like. NCBI's taxonomy places the organism in Eukaryota, Metazoa, Chordata, Actinopteri, Cypriniformes, Cyprinidae. The coding region runs from base 1 to 588 and encodes 195 amino acids. The record is from RefSeq and is a predicted model, not a curated record. The transcript is spliced from 5 exons.